Messenger RNA from Phanerochaete carnosa HHB-10118-sp, 1138 nucleotides. RefSeq lists its product as uncharacterized. The transcript is spliced from 4 exons. Lineage: Eukaryota; Fungi; Basidiomycota; Agaricomycetes; Polyporales; Phanerochaetaceae. Gene Ontology annotation, cellular component: transcription factor TFIIF complex. The record is from RefSeq and is a predicted model, not a curated record. Gene Ontology annotation, biological process: transcription by RNA polymerase II; transcription initiation at RNA polymerase II promoter. Bases 54 to 1016 code for a protein of 320 amino acids.
UCGUCCUCGGCUCGUUCCCUAUAUUCUUGGUCUGUCGUUGAGACUGCGCCGCCAUGGACGAUAUUGCUGUUGAGGACGAGAAGCCGUUCGAUGCUGAGAACGGCCCACACGACGAAGAUGCACAGCCCGACCCGAAUGAGAGCCUCAUGAUGGACGCAGGAAACGGCAGGGUGUGGCUCGUGAAGAUUCCGCGGCAUCUCAUGGAGCUCUGGUCCAGCAUCGAUGCAGAGAACGUCCACCUUGCCACCAUCCGCGUGUACCACCAGAUGAAGUGCGAGGCUACGGGCAAAAGCCCAAAGAUUGUGCUCAUCUUGCCGCCGUCUCCGGAGAACCCGAACGAGCCUGGCGACCAGUACGAGCUCGAGAUAAUCAAUGAGGCCGUCGAGAACCAGUUCGUCAUUGCGGAGCGCGAAAAGGAGCCUGGCACAGGCAGCCGUGCACGCACUACCAUCUUGACCGGCCGUGUGAAGCACGAGUGCAAUCUAAAGCCAAUGCUUACGGACAAAUACAGACAGCGGCUGAAGAUGCGCAACUUGAAAGCUAACAUGCCCGCUCGGACAAUUAAGCGUAUUGAGGACGAACACCCUGGAGAUCGCGGGAGUAUCAACCGGCUCACCAGUGGCGUCACGAACACCACCGGGUUCACAGACCUUGUCAAGCCGAAACCAAAACCGCCGAAAGGCCAAUUCGAGCGCAUGGCCCGCAUGCCGCGCAACCAGCUACUCGAUGCCUUGUUUAUUGCGUUCCGUGAGCGCGAGCACUGGUCUGUCAAGCAGCUGCGUGAGCGCACGCAGCAGCCGGAGGCGUAUCUUAAGGAGGUCCUCAGUGAGAUUGCCUUCAUGCACCGGAGUGGCGAGCAUAACGGCACAUGGGAGCUCAUGGCGAACUUCAAAGGAGAUGGAAUCAAAGGAGAAAAUGUUCCUAUCACAAAUCUCAGCGCGGAGGGCUUCAAGAUGGAGGACGACGAGGACGAUGAGAGCGACGAGGACGAUGAGGAUAUGGAGGAGGUUUCAUGAUAAAUCUGCUUCAAUUCGUACACGUACUCGCGGACUAAUUUUGACUUACCAUAUACCCAUGUGUACUAUUAUCGCUCAAACCUGUCGCAUUAUAUUGAACGAAUAAAAUUCAGAGUUAUCGC